Messenger RNA from Brugia malayi, 1257 nucleotides. RefSeq lists its product as uncharacterized. Gene Ontology annotation, cellular component: nucleus. Gene Ontology annotation, molecular function: RNA polymerase II cis-regulatory region sequence-specific DNA binding; DNA-binding transcription activator activity, RNA polymerase II-specific. Gene Ontology annotation, biological process: regulation of transcription by RNA polymerase II. The transcript is spliced from 2 exons. The record is from RefSeq and is a predicted model, not a curated record. Lineage: Eukaryota; Metazoa; Nematoda; Chromadorea; Rhabditida; Onchocercidae. The coding region runs from base 1 to 1257 and encodes 418 amino acids.
AUGCAUUUCAUUUAUUUCUUCUUCGUCUUCCAAUUGAGCAGUAUUCAAACUACCGCAGCGCAAACGGAUCAAACAGAACCGUUGGACUUGUCAAUAUCAAAAGUGAGAGAUGAAGGGGAUGGACCACGAGGCUUAUCAGUGGAAAAAGAAAAUGAUGAAGAAAUUGGAUUGCAAGUAUUUCAAACAAAAUCCUUGGAUUUAUCAGUUCCAAAACUGAAAGAGGAAGGGAAUAAAUCACAAGGCUUAUCAAUGGAGGGAGUAAGUUAUGAAGGAAUUAAACCGCGACGACAGCUCAUUCCAAUGAAAACUUUAAUAGAAGCAAUGGAGCAAGAAAGAAAAACGAGAAAUAAGCAACGUUGUGAUAUAUGUCGGAAGGAGGUAAGAAACAUGAAAAUACAUAUGAUGACUCAUACCGGGGGGAAGCCAUACAGUUGUCCAAUAUGCAAAAAGGAUUUUGCUCAGUUUGCGCAUAUGAAAGAACAUGCAAUGACUCAUACCGGUGAGAAACCGCACAGUUGUCCGAUAUGCAAAAAGAAUUUCACUCGGUUCAGGGAUAUGAAAGGACAUAUGAUGAUUCAUACCGAUGAGAAACCGCACAGUUGUUCGAUAUGCAAAAAGAAUUUCACUCGGCUUAAAAAUCUGAAACAACAUAUGAUGAUUCAUACCGGUAAGAAACCGUACAGUUGUCCGAUAUGCAAAGAGAAUUUCACUCGGUUCAGGGAUAUGAAAAGACAUGUGAUGGCUCACACUAGUGAGAAGCCAUACAGUUGUCCAUUAAGCAGAAAGAAUUUUACUCAUUUUAUGCAUAUGAAGCAACAUAUAAUGACUCAUACCGGUGAGAGACCGUAUAUUUGUUCGAUAUGCAAAAAGAAUUUCACUCGGCUUAGAAAUCUGAAACAACAUAUAAUGACUCAUACCGGUGAGAAACCGUACAGUUGUCCGAUAUGCAAAAAGAAUUUCAUUAGUUCCUUUAAUAUGAAAAGACAUAUGAUUACUCAUACCGAUGAGAAGCCGCACAGCUGUCCGAUAUGCAAAAAAAAUUUUACUCUGUCCUAUAGUAUGAAAAAUCAUAUGUUGAUUCAUGUCGGUGAGAAGCCGUACUGUUGUUCGGUAUGCGGAAAAAGUUUCCUACGAAAACAUGAUUUGCAGUCUCACACGGCAACUCAUGAUAUGAAUAGACCUGUCUAUCACUGCAGUGUAUGCAAUAAAGAUUUGAAGAGCAAACGCGGCUUAAAAUUACACAUGCGGAAUCAUUAA